Messenger RNA from Coniophora puteana RWD-64-598 SS2, 954 nucleotides. Its product is annotated as mitochondrial carrier. The transcript has 5 exons. Gene Ontology annotation, biological process: transport. The record is from RefSeq and is a predicted model, not a curated record. Gene Ontology annotation, molecular function: transmembrane transporter activity. NCBI's taxonomy places the organism in Eukaryota, Fungi, Basidiomycota, Agaricomycetes, Boletales, Coniophoraceae. The coding region runs from base 1 to 954 and encodes 317 amino acids.
AUGCUGAAGUUGCUACUGACUCUUGUCCUUUCUCCCAUCCUCUUCAUAGCGACUUUCUUAGUAUUUGUGCCCCUACGCAGCACCCUAGUCCGAGUCAGGGCCUACUAUGAUCCCAAACGCGUCGAGCUCGAAUCAGAGAAAGAUGCCCUCCCACCGACCCAACGUGUCAACCUCAGCUACUUUGGGAUGCUUAAACGCACAUAUAAGAUUGAGGGUGUUUCAGGGCUUUACAAGGGUCUCAGUAACAUAGCCUUCAGUGUGGUUACCGUGAUUGUCGGGGGAGCUGCAGGAUUUCUCAUCUUUGAUCGUUGCCGCAACGGCAAUGGUUUGGAUGAUUCCUGCGGUAAAGCAGUCGGCAGACCGCUUAUUCGUAUGCUCUCCUUAUUGAUCCAAGUUCCGGAAGUCAUCAUUGUGCAUCGAGCUAUGACGACACCUAUCAAACUUCCGUACUUCGCCGCUUUUCACUCACUACGCACCCUUCUGGCGCCAACGGAGCGCCAGCGGCCAUGGAAACUAUUCCUAGUUCCCGGAUUGCUCUGUGCUCUGGCUCUUACCACAACAUAUUCCGCCCUCGUACCCCGCACCCUUCGCACGUCGCUUAUCAGCUUCGGCGACAACACAAUCCUGCCCAAUCAGACAUCUGCUCGCAUUUUGGCGUACGCUGUAGUUUCGGCUUUGACCACGAUGGUCAUGACACCUGUUGAAGUCAUCAUCGUUCGAUUGUCUGUCCAGCGCCCUACUGAAGUGUCACGGGAGUACACCGCAGUCGCACAAGAAGCCGGCGACCACGGGGAGGUCGUUGUACCUUACAGAGAGGAGGACGUCAUCGAGUUGAGGGCAGACAGAAAACCGUACAUGGGACUUUUCGACUGUGCAAAGUAUAUCAUUGCUGAAGAGGGAUGGUCAACGUUGUAUCGCGGGUGGUGGAUCACGAUGCUGUUUAGUAUUCUCUAA